GCCGCGGCCGUGGGCGCGCUGCUGUGCUGGAGCUGCCUGAGCGCCGAGGACGGGGUCACGGAGGUGCUGGCGCAUCACCGUGAGAACCUCCAGGACAAGUUCUUUGAGAUCCCUUGCUCUGAGGACUACGACAACCACAAAAGAUUUGAAGGGUGCACUCCUAGAAAGUGUGGAAGAGGAGUGACUGAUGCAGUAAUCACAAGGGAAGAAGCAGAAAGAAUUCGUAGAAUAGCAGAGAAGGGACUGUCCUUGGGAGGAUCUGAUGGAGGGGCAUCCAUUUUGGACUUGCACUCAGGAGCUCUUUCACUGGGGAAGCAUUUUGUCAAUCUGUACAGGUACUUUGGGGACAAAAUUCAAGACAUAUUCACAGAAGAGGAUUUUGCAUUAUAUCGUGAUGUGAGAGAGAGAAUUCAACAAAGGAUUGCUCAGGUGUUUGGCAUCAGCUCUGCUUCCAUGUACCUGACGAAGCCCACGUUCUUCUCCAGAAUAAACAACACAGAAGCCAAGACAACACAUGAUGAGUACUGGCACCCACAUGUUGACAAGGUAACUUACGGCUCUUUUGACUACACUUCGCUGCUCUACCUCUCUGACUACACUGAAGACUUUGGUGGUGGACGGUUUGUCUUUAUGGAUGAAGGUUCCAACAAGACCAUAGAGCCCCGAGCAGGCCGGGUUUCCUUUUUCACCUCUGGAUCAGAGAACCUUCAUCGGGUGGAGAAGGUUCACUGGGGCACUCGCUAUGCCAUCACCAUCUCCUUCACCUGCAACCCAGACCAUGGCAUUGGGGAUCCAGUGUUGAU
This is a messenger RNA of Merops nubicus (carmine bee-eater), 803 nucleotides long. It is a transcript of the gene OGFOD3, whose product is annotated as 2-oxoglutarate and iron-dependent oxygenase domain containing 3. The annotation marks the transcript as partial. The transcript is spliced from 8 exons. Gene Ontology annotation, cellular component: membrane. The record is from RefSeq and is a predicted model, not a curated record. Gene Ontology annotation, molecular function: oxidoreductase activity, acting on paired donors, with incorporation or reduction of molecular oxygen; iron ion binding; L-ascorbic acid binding. NCBI's taxonomy places the organism in Eukaryota, Metazoa, Chordata, Aves, Coraciiformes, Meropidae.